CCGAGGCCGGCGGAAAGAGCUCGGGGUUCCCGGGCAGGGAUUUAGCUUGGGCUGCUUCGUCCCCUGCGCGCCCCGAGCGGCCCGGCAUGCGUAGAAUGGCCUUGUCACCAAAGGAAGGCCCUGCCGUGGUCUGAGCCCCACAGCUCAGCUGCCCAGGACCCAUCCGUGGCUAUGGGCGCCUCCAGGGAUGGGCGCCCGCAGCUCCGGGCGGCAGUGCCAGCGCCUCACCGCCCUCUGAGUGAAGGAUUUCCUCCUCCCAUCUCACCUAAAUCAUCCCUCUUUUAGUCCAAAGCCGUUCCCCCUCGUCCUGUCGCUGUCUGCUGGUUGUGUGCUGUGCGAGCAGGAGGGGCUCGAUUUUUGGCUGCAGAGGUGUCCCAUCCUCCAGGGAUUGCUGGCAUGGUCCUUAAGGUCUUCUUUCCUUCGUGCUGCUCCUCGGCAGAAAGCGGCAUUUUGAUCGGCCGCUGGAUCCCAGAACAGAGCUCUGCUGUUAUCCUCGCCGUGGUCCAUUUCCCCUUUAUUCCUGUUCAGGUGAAGCAAUAUCUCAGGGAAGUCCAGCAGGUGACUAAGGUCAGCAUUUCUGUGCUCGGCUCAUGGAACAACAGCAAACAGGAGAAAGAAGAGAGCCUGAGUGAGUUCUUGGAAGACCUUGGGACGAUAUUUUCUCAUGAGCCAUGGAUUCAGAUAAGCAAAGAGGGAAACAGCAAAUUCUGGAACUGUUCUACCCUUCAGAAACAGUCUGACAACCACAGAGAAGAAGAAAUCAUCUUAGUGUAUUAUGACCAACGUAAAGUCAUGCUGUCCCAUCUGCACCCCCCCUUGGACACGGCUGACCUCGGGGCAGAGGAUGCCUCCAAGCUCUCUGCCAUCUUUAACACAGUUGCAAGCAGCAAGGUGCUCUUCAUGACAGACAGGUACGAUGAUGGGCCCAUUAAGAUGACCCACUGGCAGUCGGAUGGCGUUGAAGCAAGUAUCAUUGUGGAGCUGAUGAAGCAGGCCUCAGUGCCUGCCUGCAUGCUGCUGACGUUCCUGCUUUCACUUGUUUCUGGGGUCUGCAACAGCAGGGUUCUGAAGUUUUGGCCUUUGUCUUUCUUGUGGAGCAAGCUCUCAACCUGUGAGCAGCUGGGCCACCGCCUGCAGCACCUCCAGGUCAUCAGCAGCAGCAAGAAGGCUCAAAACCAGACCCAGCUAAUGAGGAAAGCCAACAUCUUUGUCUCUCUGCUGAUUGAUGUGGCUCUGGGGAUACUGCUAAUGUCCUGGCUGUACAGAAAGAACCAGAUCGGUCACCUUGCUGACACUCUCAUCCCUGUGGCUGAUCGUGUAGCUGAAGAGCUGCAGGACCUGCUCCAGUGGCUGAUGGGGGCACCAGCUGGACUGAAAAUGAACCGAGCUUUGGAUCAGGUGCUGGGUCGGUUCUUCCUUUACCACAUCCACCUCUGGAUUAGCUACAUUCACCUGAUGUCCCCAUUCAUCGAGAUGAUCCUCUGGUACGUUGGUCUGUCAGCUUGUCUGGGUCUGACCGUGGCUCUCUGCAUCCUCUCUGACAUCAUUGCACUUCUGACCUUCCACAUCUACUGCUUCUAUGUCUAUGGAGCGAGACUCUACUGCCUGAAGAUCUACGGCCUGUCGUCUCUCUGGCGUUUGUUCCGUGGGAAGAAGUGGAACGUCCUCCGGCAGCGGGUGGAUUCCUGCUCCUAUGACUUGGACCAGUUAUUUAUUGGCACGUUGCUGUUUACCAUCCUGCUGUUCCUUCUGCCUACAACUGCACUGUACUAUUUGGUGUUCACCCUGCUCCGUUUGCUGGUGGUGAUUGUGCAAGGCCUGAUCCACUUGCUGGUUGACCUGAUUGACUCUCUGCCUCUUUACUCGGUCAUCCUUCGGUUGUGCAGAUCCUACAGACUGGCAGCUGGUGUGAAGUUCAGAGUCCUCCAGCAGCAGGAUGGAAAACCUCUUCGACUCCUUAUGCAGAUCAACCCUCUAUCAUAUGGCAAUGUGGUACAGACAUACAGGCUGCCGACCUACAGCUGUUACCCCAAGGAUUCCUGGGCGUCCCUCUGCAAGAAGCUGUUCCUUGGAGAGCUGAUCUACCCUUGGAAACACAAAGGAGAGAAACAGGAGUAAAAAAACAAGACAAAACAAAAAACAAAGCAACCACAAGAGCCAGGACUGUAAGACUUGGUUAGAAAAACAUAUUGAUUCCUAAUGCUUUUGGACCAAAGGUAUCUCAGAGCCAGCAGCUGCUGGAUCCUUUUAAUUACAUUUUGGUAACGUGGGAUGGGCUGAAUUUUUGAAGACAAAUAUUUUUAAAUAUUAUUCUUCAACUUUCCAUUUCCCCUACUGUGUGUUUGAACUGGUUUGGUUUCCAAGCUGUUUCUUGUUAAUGCAGUGUUCACCCUACCUGAGAUGUCUGCCUGCUGGCACCAGGGGCUAAUGAUUAUUGUUGGAGCAAAAGGUUAAAGCCACCAGUGCCUCGUGGAACCAGCAUGCAGUGUAAUCAAGGAAGUACCUCCUGAGCAUUUGAUGCUGUGUACAUCUUGUUGUGAAUUCACAGAGCCAUAUUAAAAACAGCCCUUCUGGUGGUUCUAAAUCACA
This is a messenger RNA of Tympanuchus pallidicinctus (lesser prairie-chicken), 2589 nucleotides long. RefSeq names its product phosphatidylinositol glycan anchor biosynthesis class Q (gene PIGQ). The transcript has 11 exons. The record is from RefSeq and is a predicted model, not a curated record. Bases 397 to 2118 code for a protein of 573 amino acids. Gene Ontology annotation, biological process: GPI anchor biosynthetic process. NCBI's taxonomy places the organism in Eukaryota, Metazoa, Chordata, Aves, Galliformes, Phasianidae. Gene Ontology annotation, cellular component: membrane; endoplasmic reticulum.